This is a messenger RNA of Anopheles gambiae (African malaria mosquito), 860 nucleotides long. Its product is annotated as probable U3 small nucleolar RNA-associated protein 11. The record is from RefSeq and is a predicted model, not a curated record. Gene Ontology annotation, biological process: rRNA processing. Gene Ontology annotation, cellular component: small-subunit processome; nucleolus. Lineage: Eukaryota; Metazoa; Arthropoda; Insecta; Diptera; Culicidae. Bases 1 to 759 code for a protein of 252 amino acids. The transcript has a single exon.
AUGUCCAGCUGGAAGAAGGCGGCCAAAACGAACCAGAAGGUGCACCGCGAACGGGCGCAACCUUCCGCCCGGCAGCAUCUCGGGCUGCUGGAAAAGAAGAAAGACUACAAGCUACGCGCCCGGGACCGCAAUCAAAAGGAAGCCACACUAAAGUUGCUACGCAAACGGGCCCUGAACAAGAAUCCGGAUGAGUUUUAUCACCACAUGAUCAACUCCAAGAUCCAGGAGGGCGAACAUCAUGAGCUGGAAAAGGGCGACGAGUUUACCAAGGAUCAGAUCAAGCUAAUGCAAACGCAGGAUUACAAGUAUGUUGCGAUGAAGCGAACGGUAGAGGCAAACAAAAUCCGUCGCCUGCAGGGCCAGCUCCACAUGACCGACGUGGUAAACGAGACGCCCAACAAACACAUCUUCUUCGUGGAGGACGAGCAGGAGGCGACGGAAUUUAAUCUGGCCGAACGACUGGACACACACCCAGAUCUGGUGGGCCGUCGGUCCAAUCGUCCCCGGCUGAAGGAUCUGAGCAAGCUGAAGCUGGCCGUCGGCCCGGAGGACAUCGCGCGCAUAAACCAGGAGCGUGACCUAUCGUACAGGGAGCUGAUGCGACGCAUUGACCGAGAGAAGGAGCUAACCGUGGUGCAGAAAACGCUCGAGAUCAAGCGUGCGCUGAAGCAGAAGCGUGCCCUGAAGCCUAAAUUGGUGGCAAAGGGAACGCCCCACCAGGCGCCACAGUUUAAGUUUAAGUUUGAACGAAAGCGGUAAGGUUUGUUUCCGGUUUUUUUUUUUGUAUAUUUAACUUAUGUACAAAAUGCAUUCGAAAUACGCAACGUUAAAUAAAGGAAAUGUAAUUGGAAGCAACCCGA